Molecule: messenger RNA, 2195 nt
Organism: Peromyscus maniculatus bairdii (prairie deer mouse)
Lineage: Eukaryota; Metazoa; Chordata; Mammalia; Rodentia; Cricetidae
Source: RefSeq, a predicted model, not a curated record
CUUUGCUUCCGGGCCUUCCUUUUGCUUUUCCCCCCUGUCUUCCUCACGCUGCUUCCCCACCCCCGCGCUCUCCGCCGUCGUGUUCUGUGUUUGUCGGCGCGGCCGAGCCCUGGAGGCGAAACCUGGGGUCCGCGUGGAGAGACACAGCCCCUGUGGUCGGGAGCCGGAGCUGCGGAGCGGGCGGGCUGAGGGCAAAAGCAUGUCCUCCCUCCCUGGGUGCAUCAGUUUGGACGCAGCCCCAGCUGCAGCUGACUCUGAGGACAUUGCCGAGCUGCAGCAGGCCGUGGUCGAAGAGCUGGGCAUCUCCAUGGAGGACCUUCGUCAGUUCAUUGAUGAAGAGCUGGAAAAGAUGGACUGUAUCCAGCAGCGCAAGAAGCAGCUGGCGGAGCUGGAGACGUGGGUAGUGCAGAAGGAAUCUGAGGUGGCUUAUGUUGACCGGCUGCUUGAUGAUGCAUCCAGACCCCUUUCACUGCCCCUGUCCCAGUACUGGGUGUUGAACCUACAGACUCCUCUCCGUGAAGCUAUGGCUGCCUUAAGAAAAUCAGCUCAGGAUGUCCAGAAGUUCAUGGAUGCUGUCAACAAGAAAAGCAGUUCCCAGGAUCUACAUAAAGGAACCUUGGGUCAGAUGUCUGGAGAACUGAGCAAAGAUGGGGACCUGAUAGUCAGCAUGCGGAUCCUGGGCAAGAAGAGGACUAAGACCUGGCACAAAGGCACCCUCAUUGCCAUCCAGACUGUUGGUCUAGGAAAGAAGUACAAAGUGAAAUUUGACAACAAAGGAAAGAGUCUGCUGUCUGGCAACCAUAUUGCCUAUGAUUACCACCCUCCUGCUGACAAGCUGUUUGUGGGCAGUCGAGUGGUGGCCAAAUACAAAGAUGGGAAUCAGGUCUGGCUCUACGCUGGCAUUGUAGCUGAGACCCCCAACGUCAAGAACAAGCUCAGGUACCUGGACAGGAUCGCAGAUUGUAGGGAGCAGGAGCGGGGAGCACAGUGCCCAGCUGUUGAUGCCGUGGCCAAGAUUUCCCUGUCAGCUUUUGUGUCCUCGGUCCCUUGUGAUCAGAAACCCUUUCUCUUUUCCCUGUCAUUUCUGUAUAUGUAGCUCAGGCUACCAUCACACUUUUGUUUGUUUUUUGAGAUGGGUUUCUCUGUGUAGUCCUGGCCAUCCUGGAACUUGCUCUGUAGACCAGGCUGGCCCAGAACUCAGAGAUCUGCCUGCUCUGCCCCCUGAGAGCUGGGAUAAAGAUGUGCAGCGUCACUGCAGUUUGUCACACUUGUAAUGUGUCCUAGAUUGGUCUCAAAUCCACAACCCCCGCCUCCGUCCUGAGUCCUUUAAAGGUGUGCAGCACGCUGCCAGGUUAGAGGCAUUGUCUUAAUGGACAUUUCCUCUUCUCAGAUGAUCCUAGUUUGUGUCAAAUUUACAAAAUUAGUAGCAUACUGGAAUUCAUAAAAUUGUAGUUUAGCCAGGCAUGGUGGUAAAUGCCUUUAAUCUCAGUUUUGGAAGGCAGAGGCAGGGGGAUCUCUGAGUUGGAGGCCAGCCUGAUCUACAAAGGGAGUUUCAGGAUAGCCAGGGCUGUUAUACAGACAAACCUUGUGUCAAAAAAAUAAAAUAAAAUAAAAUAAAUAAAUAAAUCGUAGUCUAAAAAAUCUUGCUAUAUGACAGGCAGGGUCACUCACACCUAUAAUUUUGUAGUCAAAAAGCUAUGGCACAAGGAUCACUUCAGGUUAGAGGAUAGCCUGGGCUACAUGGUGAGGUCCUGUCUCAUGAAACUAUCAAUUGUUAGGUAGGUGUGGUUGCAAUUGCCUGUAAUCCCAGCACUUGGGAAUAGGGGUUAAGAGGUUCCCAGUAGUUCAGGGUCAGCAGCCUUACAUACUGGGAUCCCGUUUCAGCAAACAAAGGGGCUAGAGACUGUGUUUAAGAGCACUUGCUGCUCCUCCAGUGACCUGAGUUAGGUUUCCGGCACCCAUCUCUGAGCGCUCACAACUACCUGUAAUGCUAGCUCCAUGGGAUCUGACACCUCUGCCUGCUCACGUGCCUGCACUUCGGUACACAGACUUAAAUGUAGACAUAGAUACAUAUAAUAAAGAAUAAUAAAAACUCACCCAGGAUUACACAGAGAAAUAUUCUAUUUAAAAAAAACCAAAAGAAGGGCUGGAGAAAUGGCUUAGAGGUUAAGAGUACUGACUGCUCUUCCAGAAGU